Molecule: messenger RNA, 1511 nt
Organism: Erpetoichthys calabaricus (reedfish)
Lineage: Eukaryota; Metazoa; Chordata; Cladistia; Polypteriformes; Polypteridae
Product: C-type lectin domain family 10 member A-like
Exons: 10
Coding region: 178-1170 (330 amino acids)
Source: RefSeq, a predicted model, not a curated record
UCCUUUUUCCUAAUAAAAAUCUCAAUAACAGCUGACAAAAUGCAUUUUUAAGCAAAAAAUUUUAACUGUGAGGAACUGUAUGGGAAAUCACCGCCUUUCCUUCUCAUUUCUCCAGAUUGACUAGGACAUAAAAGAGUAACGGAGGAGAAGGGGAUCUCACAGGAAUUUGACAGCAUCAUGGCACAUGAGCCUCAGGUACACUAUACCCUGGACAUGGAGGAAGACAGCUUUUUCAAAACAAAAGGUCAGAAGUCAAGCUUGGUAUUUAAUAUGGACUCUAGACUGGGAAAGAUCAGCCUUUGUCUUUUAAUGGGUAUCUGUGUUCUGCUCUUUGGAAUUGUUAUCACUUUAGUACAACAUUCUCUCUGGAUGAACCGGGAACUGAAGAAAACCCAAGAGGGCAUCAGGACUUUGAACAUGUCUCUCUACUCAAGUGAAUCUGAAAAGUCUAAGGAAAUAGCUCUGCUGAUAGGCCAAGAGCUGAAGAAAACUCAGGAGGACAUCAGGACUUUGAAUAUCUCCCUCUACUCAAAUCAGACUAACGUUCCUAAGGAGACAGAUCAUGAUGACAUCAAGCAGACUCUAGCAGCAGUCCAGACAGCAAUAUUGAAUCUGAGCCAGUCUCUCCAGACAGAGGACACUUCCAGAAAAUUACAGCUACAAACAUUACAAAACAGUGUUGGCCAGGGAUCUGAAACUCUAAAACUGGUAAAAGUCUCCGUGGAUGUCUUGGCUACACAGUUCCGACAACAAGCAACAAAAAAUGAUAGUAAAGAAGAGCAGUGUCCCCUAAACUGGCAAAAGUUUCAGACAAGCUGCUAUUACUUCUCAUUGGUUCCAAAAAGUUGGAAAGACUCUCAAGAACUCUGCUUAUACAUGAACUCCGAUCUUGUGGUGAUCAACAGCCAGAGUGAAAAUGAUUUUAUUACAGGAAAACACAACAAUGAUAUUUUUUGGAUUGGCCUGACAGAUGAAACGAUAACAAACACGUGGGAGUGGGUUGAUGGCACAGACUAUGAAAGCAACUUCAAGUCAUGGCGCCCUGGUCAACCAGACAACUGGACUGGUCAUGGAAUGAAGGGGGGUGAAGACUGUGGGGGCCAUUCAGGAACUGGACUCUGGAAUGACGAUCACUGUGACCGAUUAUAUAAUUUUGUGUGUGAGAAAUAGUCUGGAGAGAAGUGAAGAUAAAACCCCAUUGCUCUACCACACUGCUCCAUCAUAUUCUCUUUAUUGAGCUUCUGAGAUCUGAAGCAAACAUUAAAGGCUGGCUUUAAAAAUAAAAGGAAAAUGUGACUGUUAAAUGUGUAGCUAGAGACAGCAAGGGCAAAUAAUUAUUUUUGAAUCUGCAGUAUAAACCAUGAACUUUUAUGUUUAUUUUAAAAAUAAUGCAAACUGCUUGUGUACCUACAGGUUCAGAGAUGAAAGAAGGUAAAAAGCCACUGAUUAAAACUGUCAGACCUAAAGGAAGAACUUCUAAGUAUUAAUAAAUGAAAUGGCACUUCUGUUGA